AUGAUCCAGAUGCCAUGUGCCGAGUUCAGUGAGAGCGACAACAACGAUACGGAGGAGCUGAAAGAAGCCAUCAAGAGCGGUGACAAAGAGACAGUGGCAGAUCUCUUGGAUUCCAAGGCAGAUCUUCAACAUUGCUACGCCAACGGAAUCACUCCGUUGCAUCUCGCUGUGGUUCAUGAGCAGUUGGAAGUUGUAAAGCUCUUGAUGCUGCGUGGAGCGGAUCCUAUGGCCCGAACCACUGACGAGUGCCG
This is a messenger RNA of Durusdinium trenchii, 251 nucleotides long. The record is from the annotation of a GenBank genome assembly. Lineage: Eukaryota; Dinophyceae; Suessiales; Symbiodiniaceae.